Molecule: messenger RNA, 834 nt
Organism: Dioszegia hungarica
Lineage: Eukaryota; Fungi; Basidiomycota; Tremellomycetes; Tremellales; Bulleribasidiaceae
Exons: 1
Coding region: 1-834 (277 amino acids)
Biological process (GO): mitochondrial translational initiation; ribosome disassembly
Cellular component (GO): mitochondrion
Molecular function (GO): translation initiation factor activity; ribosome binding
Source: RefSeq, a predicted model, not a curated record
AUGGCCACACCACUCAUAGCCUGCCUAGCGGGCAUCUGCUCGAAAUCUAUACCCAGCCAUACCCUUCGCGCCAUUGCUGGACCGUCCAAAAUCCACCCCUUCGACCCAACCCACCACCUCCACACCUCCCCUUCCCGUCAUGCUGCGCCUGUCAGACCGCGGCAGCCCGCCCCAUCCGCCAACCCCAUGUCCCUCAGAGACCGGCAAAUCCCAUAUCGUACCGUACAGCUUGUAUCUCCCACAGACAACUCCCUCUCAGAACCCACACCCCUCCGGACCAUCCUAAACUCGUACGACCAUGCCACCCAUACCCUCUCGCUCGUCAGCCUAGAACCCCCCAUCGUCAAGCUCCUCAACAAGGAGGAUAUCCGCCAGAAAGUGCGCAAGGCGGAAGUCAAGGCGAAAUUGAACAGAAAGUCCGCGGUGGAGGAAAAGGAGGUGCAGGUGUCUUGGGCGUCAGCGAGUGGGGAUCUGAAGCACAAGUGCGCGCAGGCGAGAGGGAUAUUGGAGAAGGGGGAUAGGGCGACUGUUAUCUAUGCGGCCAAGGCGGGAAGCGAUAAAGUGUCUCAAGGGGUGCAAGGGGAGAUCACGGCGAUGUUUGAGAAGGAGCUCGAGGAGGUGGCGGUGAGGUGGAAAGAGGAUGAGAAGAGCAAGGCGACGUGGAUCCAGUUCUGGGGACCGAUGGCCAAAGUCAGAGAAGAGAGGAGGGCCAAGGUGGAGGAGGAGGAGGUGGGGAAGAAGAAGGAGAGGGACGAGAAGAAGGAGGCGAGGCGGAAAAAGGAGGAAGAGAGGCAGGAGAGGGCAGCAAGAAAGGCCGCUGAGAUUGUAGCAUGA